GACUACCCGACAUGUUGCAGGUACCUCCGUUGUAUUGAGCCAACAUGUCGAGUGCGAGCCUCCAUGCGGCUGUACGAUGGAGCUCCGAUAGUCUGCAGCAGUGACUCCGUACACAACCACCGGGCCGACUUCCGGCGCAAGAACUUUGUCCUGUUUCUGCAACACUGUAAGCAGCGAGCUCUCGAGGAGACCACCAACAUCCAAGACAUUUACGCUGAAGAGGCUAAGAGGGAUCCUGUGUCUGCCGCCAUGAUCUCCAGUUACAACCUGAUACAACGGAUGAUGCGGGCCAGGAAGCACACUACCAAGUACUACCCUACAGUCGAGGACCAGUCAGAGUUUGUGCAGGCUUGUACCUCGACUCACACAUCUACCGAGGUCCCUCCCAGUGAACUGGUGAACGAGGACUCGUGCUCUCAGGAUGUCGACAUCUGUGAUAACAUUCAGGCUGAGACAGUGUUUGGUGAAUCUUCAGAUGAGGACCAGGAUCAGGAAUCGGAAGCCAUAGAGAAAGCCAUCAGCCAACUUGUUCAUGAGCCUGAAGAUGAAAAGAAGUUAAAGGAGCAACAAGAGAGAGGUCCGGUGCCUGAGGACCAGCUGGAGGCUGCGGAAAUGCUGCCUGGUAUUCGCCCUAACUCCACCAUGUACCACGACGGGAGAGGCUACUACUAUGUUUUCAAUACAAUGAGAGAAAAUGUCUGGUAUCUACGUUGUAUAGAGCCUCAGUGUCGGGUGAGGGCCCACAUGAUGCCAGGGGACAACAGUCCCGUAGUUCAGUCAGCCAAUACGCUACACAAUCACCGGCCUGAUUACAAGCGGAAACAGUUUGUGCUGUGGAUGGAGCACACCAAGCAUAGAGCAGCCACUGAAGACCUACCAAUACCCACCAUCUACGCAGAGGAAGCUGCUAGGGACCCAGAAUCUGCCAGUCUCAUUUCAGCAGAAAACAUGAAGACGAGGAUGCACCGAGCACGAAAAUCCAAUAAUUUCAAGAUGGAUUUUGGUGAAGGAGAAAUAGGUUCUGCUGAAGAAGCAGUUGAAGAGCAAGAACAAUCUGAGGUAAAAAUGAAACAAGAAAACGUCUCAAUUGAAAAGGAUGUUGUACAAACUGCGCAAGAAGGAGCUGAGGAACAACAGACCUUUGAGAGCUUAGAAGACAGCAAUACAGUGUACUUGUACCACCAGCCGCCUGUCAAGACAUCGACGACUCAGAAACCGACAUUCUACGACGACAAAGGUUACUGCUAUCAGCAGACCACCAUACGCAGCCUCGUUAGGUACCUGAAGUGUAUAGAGCCUACCUGCAAGGCUCGGGCUAGCAUGCAUCUAGAAGAAGAGUCCUCCAUCAUGCUGAAUAAACAAUGCUCAUACCACAACCACGAACCUGAUUCCUCCGAGAUCACCAUGCUGCUAGACCCAGAUGGGCAGUUAGUUAGUGCAGAUAACACACCUAUACAGGUCAUCUACACGGACGAGAAUGGCGGAGAGCAGGUAGCACUGUGUCACAUCGCUGAGACACCAACGCCGCGCAAACGACCGUACAAGCAGAGACAGAUGCCUGAACUCACCAUCGAUCCUGACGAACCUGUAGACACAAAUUUGUCUUCUGAGGUGGAUGUUGCUGCCGGGGACUAUUACCACAACGAGGACCAGCAGCGGUAUCCGUUGCGGCCCUCGGAGGUGAUACCUGGCCUGAGACCUGACGCCAACAACUAUCAUGAUGGCAAUGGUUUCUACUACGAACUCAACCGACUUAGCCAGAACAUCAGGUAUCUCAAGUGUCUCAUCAAGGACUGCAAGGCCAGAGCAUACAUGGACACGCUGAAGAAGAAUGCUCCCAUCAUCCAGACGAACUUCGCUCGACACAACCACGGUCCGGACCUGUUCCGCAAGCAGUUCACAGUGUUCCUGCAUCGCGUGACGCGCCGCGCUGCCAUGGAGGACACACCUAUCAAUGUCAUCUACCAACAGGAGGCUGAGAGAGACCCACAAUCAGCAAGUCAGAUCCGUAUGGAAAAUGUAAAGCAGAGGAUGAUGCGGUUCAGGAAGAAGCACAGAAAAGCUAAUAAUACUGAUGUCGGAGAGGAGAAGGGUGAAGGGGGGGUGUAUCACCUGGUGGAGGGAGACCUGGGGGAGAGUUACUACAUCCAGUACGGGGAGGGGGAGGGGGAGGAGGAGGCUGGGGUUGAGGGAGAACCGUACCUCGGCCAGUACGAAGGUCAUGAGGAUGAUGAGGCUGAUGAGACCAGUAUGUAUCAGGGCUAUGUGGUCAGUGAGGUGGAGGUGGAGUCGUCUCAGCAGCAUCAGUUCGGGUCGGCUUAAGUCUUGUACAGAGCAAAUAGACUAAAAAUACUUUAGGAUUACUUUUGUACAUGAUUUUAUUUUUACUUUUUAAUUAUUUAUACAUAAUUCUGAUGUGUUGUUUUUGCUGUAGUUUGACUUUUUGAAACUUGAGUGCUGAAAUUAUUCAAUAUAAGAAUUUUUUAUGGGUGAUUAUAACAUUUAAACUGUCUAUAAUAUGUUUAAUUGAAUAAAGCAAUAAUUGUAAUUUAUGGUUUAUAUAUUCAAACAAAAUUAUUUUGUUGAUUACUUGUAAAAUACCUAUGUGUAUUUUUUUAAACAAAGAUGGAUUUUCUUUUGAAGUUGUGGAUGUAAACAGUUAGGCUUUGCACAAUCCAUUGAAAUGUAAAACAUUUCAAGUAUUAAAGUAUACAAACAAAGUUUUGGUUUUAUUUAAAAAUAUUCAAAGAAUAAAUUAUUUAUUAAGAUUAUUUUUGUUUUGUACACAACAUAAGAGUAAACACAGGUUUAAUAAACUUUUGAAGCAGUUUUGAAUUUAGAUAAUUAUUGGAUUAGUUAUGUUAUUUUAUAUUUGUUUACAAUGGCUUGUGAAAUAUAGGAUUAAGUAAUUAAUGCUGGUUCGUUUUCUUUAUUUAAUAAAAGUCUUAACAGUAUUUAAAAAUUAUAUAAUUUAAAACAAUAAUUUAUUAUUUUAUUGUUACUAUAAAAUUGAUUUUAUCACCUUAAUUUAGUUUCUCUAAACAUUUUAGAACAUUUAUGAGAAUCCAAACUCCAUUGUAAAAAUUACGUCUUUAAGUCUUGGAUUAAAAUGUUUUUGAUAUAGAAUAUUUUUGUGUAUAAUAAACCAAGAAAUGGAAAAACAAA
This is a messenger RNA of Homalodisca vitripennis (glassy-winged sharpshooter), 3165 nucleotides long. RefSeq lists its product as uncharacterized. NCBI's taxonomy places the organism in Eukaryota, Metazoa, Arthropoda, Insecta, Hemiptera, Cicadellidae. Bases 64 to 2322 code for a protein of 752 amino acids. The record is from RefSeq and is a predicted model, not a curated record. The transcript is spliced from 19 exons.